AUGACUAAUGAGCUUCCUGAGAGGAGCUUAACGCUCGUCGUUCUAGAAUCCACAAUUUGUCUCGUACUUACCAUCUGUAGUCUUGUAGGCAAUACCAUGCUCUGUUUGGCCGUCUAUCGCAAUCCAAGGCUGAGAUCAACAACAAAUCUCUAUAUCAUCGCAUUGUCUGUGGGCGAUUUGAUGUGUGCAGUGCUGGAAAUGCCACUAACAUUUUGGACUUUAGUCGUUGGAAAAUGGGUGUUCGGCGACGGUGUAUGCCAACUUCACGGUUUCGUGGACGUGUUUUCAACUUAUUGCCCACCUGCCACUAUGGGUCUCACAGCCUUUAAUAGAUACAUUCGCAUCGUGAAGACUAAUCAUUAUCGACAAAUAUUUUCUCCUUGGCGUUCUAAGUUCUGGCUCUUUGGCGUUUGGUUCAGCCUCGCCGGAUAUCUUCUUAUUGCGCGCGUAACAAAUUGGCAAAGAUACGACUUUGUUGUCGGUUUUGCCGCGUGCAGUGUGGAACAUUACACAGAAAACAGAAAACUCAUUCAUUAUUGCUUUGUGGUGUCGUUAUACUUUGGCGUUUCAUUUUUAGUUGCAAUAUUCUCUUACUACAAUGUGUUUCAAGCAAUUAGGAAGCACCAUUUACAAGUAGCUCCCAGAUUGUACAGCGCCUCAUUAGCCACGACCUCCGCAACACAAACGCUGAGAAUUUCAAUACAGGAAAUUAGAAUCAGCAAGUCGAUUGCUGUUGUAAUGGCAGGCUUUACCCUUUGUUGGAUACCGAUGUGGGGUCUUUCUCUGACCAACAGGUUCUCCUCGAGCCCUGUGCCAAGAAUAAUCCCAUUACUCGUAACAUUUUUCAUCUUCUUAAGCAGCUCAAUCAAUCCCAUUAUCUACGCUGCUACUAACAAUGGAUUUCGACAAGAAUUUCGCAGAAUGGUAUUCUGUUUCAAGCGAAAAGCUAGAGUUCCCACUGCGCGUAUGCGUGCAGGUACGAUUGUGGAGAAUAUCAAUGUGAACCAUGAAGCGGAGAAUCCCGAAGAUGAAAAAAACGUCAACGUUACUUACUUAGCUAUCGUGAGAGCUAGCGCAUCUGCCAGCGCAACUGUUAGAAGCUCUGCGAAAUACGGGCAAAAACCACUUUAUGAGAAUGCUGAUCACGCAAGAUAG
Porites evermanni is the source of this 1155-nucleotide messenger RNA. The record is from the annotation of a GenBank genome assembly. Lineage: Eukaryota; Metazoa; Cnidaria; Anthozoa; Scleractinia; Poritidae.